CUGCAGCCGCCUUUCCAGCCAACAACGCAUCACCAACUACAACCAGUCAACGACGUCACUCCGUCUCAUAUCAACUGUUGGUCACAUCCACAUCCGCAUCUUCCUCAGCAACCUAGCAAAACAAUGUCUCGCACAGUCGACAUCCCCGCAACCGUAAAGGACGCGCUCAAAGAGUUCCGCUUCUCCAAGAGCAAAGGCAACGCAGCAAUCUCGGUCAAGAUUGUCAAGGCCACUCUGUCAAUGGCCGUCGAUGAGGAGUUUGAGGACCAGAGCAUUGAGGAGAUCGCAGAGGAGUUGCCCGAGAAUGCUCCGCGUUACAUUCUCCUGUCCCACGAGCUCGCCCGAGCUGACGUCUACAGACCCACAAGGACGGACGCGUGUCCUACCCCCUUCUGCUGGUCAACUGGCAAGUCGACCGACGCGUGCCUCAACCUUGGCGCUGCUGACUUGUCGUGCAGGUCGCCCUCUGGCUCGCCAGUAGAGCUCCUGACGCUGCAUGCGUCUGCGUUGAGCUACUUCCAGCAGGUUGCCGAGGUUGCAAAGGUCCUCGAGGUUCGCGAUGGCGCCGAGGGUCUCACCAAGGAGGCCGUCGACGAGAAGCUCCUGCAGGCGUAGUGGAUAUUGGGCUGUCGCUGUCGCGUACUCGAGCGCACUCGAGCACUCGUGGUUGUCGUGGAAUGGAUGCAUAGACUUUGGCUGUUA
Molecule: messenger RNA, 702 nt
Organism: Vanrija pseudolonga
Lineage: Eukaryota; Fungi; Basidiomycota; Tremellomycetes; Trichosporonales; Trichosporonaceae
Gene: gmf1
Product: Actin-depolymerizing factor gmf1
Exons: 6
Coding region: 124-615 (163 amino acids)
Biological process (GO): negative regulation of Arp2/3 complex-mediated actin nucleation; actin filament debranching
Cellular component (GO): actin cortical patch
Molecular function (GO): actin binding; Arp2/3 complex binding
Source: RefSeq, a predicted model, not a curated record